Molecule: messenger RNA, 543 nt
Organism: Pocillopora verrucosa
Lineage: Eukaryota; Metazoa; Cnidaria; Anthozoa; Scleractinia; Pocilloporidae
Source: RefSeq, a predicted model, not a curated record
AUGUCUAUCCCACUGCGCGGGAUGCGAGCCCAUAUGGAAACGUGUCGGGGUGAAACAAGGCCUGCAGAAACAUCCGACGAUGAUCUGCCGCUAGCAUUUCACGAGAGGAAGAACGAGUUAACCCCAGCAGAACUGCCAGAUCAGCCUCCUGGUGGCACUGAGCAGAAUUCACUGGAACUGCCAGAACAGCCUCCUCUUGGUACUGAACAGGCUUCAAUAAGUCUUGGCGAAGCAGCUGCCAAUAAAGAGGAACCUGUCCCGCACGAGGAGCAUAUGAGAAAUGCAUCAGAGGAAACAUUAAAAGCUAUGGCUACUUGUAACGAGCCUGUUACAGUCUUAGGGGAGUUCAGGCGAAGGUUACAGCGAGGGCGAAUGCUUGACCUUCAAAACGACUCUGAACUGUGUGAGGGAAAGACCACGGAGAUAUUUGUCUCUCGUUACCGGUUUGGGAUAGCUGGGAAGCCUCUAUUAUGGUUGCAAUCUUAUUUAUCGAAUCGCACGCAAUAUGUCUCCGUUGAUGGUGGUACUCCGCCUCUUCGAUGA